Messenger RNA from Ostertagia ostertagi, 546 nucleotides. NCBI's taxonomy places the organism in Eukaryota, Metazoa, Nematoda, Chromadorea, Rhabditida, Trichostrongylidae. The record is from the annotation of a GenBank genome assembly.
AUGUUAUCCUUUUUCAGAAAAAUCGCAAUUGGGCCAUACUCGACCGAUCUUGGAAGCAGUUCUACGAACUGCUCACCAGCCAAGAUGCGACCAUUAGAGGCCGCUUUACUCAGUUUGGCGCUGGGUCCCUGUACAGUCGAGCAACUUCAGAAAAUGUUGGUCACGGUUUUGAAAGGAUUUUCGGUGCGCACAAAGGGAUUAAAACAAAAUUGGCUUGAACUCUUUUUCAGAUUUAUUGAAGGAAGGCGUAAUCAACCCGGCGGUGUUGCCGCAGCCAUGAUACUCGAUCAUCGUGUGGGGCUGUUUUUCAAAAAUCAGAACUUGAUGAAAAGUGUCCGCGAAAUGGAUGGGCUUCGAAAUGUGGAUUAUUUCGAUUUCAGUGAAAGCAAUAGGGGCAUGAAUCGCAGGUGGAAUGAAGUCAAUGAAUAUGUGAAAGGUGUGCGCAUGACGUACAUGGGUACUGCAUCAAACCCAAUCAGCUUCGUAGCCAUCGGGAUAAGCAAGAAGCCCAUUAAAGAUCUCAAAGACGUGCUUCCAAACAAGUGA